Messenger RNA from Emiliania huxleyi CCMP1516, 414 nucleotides. RefSeq lists its product as hypothetical. Gene Ontology annotation, molecular function: protein binding. NCBI's taxonomy places the organism in Eukaryota, Haptophyta, Isochrysidales, Noelaerhabdaceae. The transcript has a single exon. The annotation marks the transcript as partial. The record is from RefSeq and is a predicted model, not a curated record.
CUGGACAACGAAGGGCUGUCGGGGACGAUCCCUCCGCAGCUAUUCGACAUAUCGCAGCUGACGCGCCUUGACCUGGGCUGCGGCAACGCCUUCGGCUGCGGCAACUCCAUCUCGGGCACCAUCCCUCCGGAGACGGGCAAGCUCUCGCAGCUGGGGUUUCUUCGUCUGAGCGGCAACUCCAUCUCGGGCACCAUCCCGUCGGAGACGGGCAAGCUCUCGCAGCUGAAGUCUCUUGGUCUGGACAGCAACUCCAUCUCGGGCACCAUCCCUGCAGAGAUAAGCAAGCUCUCGGAGCUGGAGUGGCUUUACCUGAACGACAAUGACAUCUCCGGCACCGUGCCGUCGCAGCUCAACAACCUGCCGCUGAGGCGAUGCUGGCUGGGCGGCACCAACCACUUUGCCUGCCCCCUGCCC